AUGCAUACACGAACGAUUCUACAGGCGGCCUGCGUAGUAGGAUCGACCUAUGUAAACCUGAUACAAGCCCAGACGCUGGCUAUCAACAAUGUCGGUGUCAUCGACAUGGCGACGGGCCAAGUCCAGGAGUCGCAGAAUAUUCUAAUCAAUGGCAACACGAUUGUGAGCAUGCAAAGCGAAGCGAUCAAUCCGGGGGCCGAGAACAAUUUCGAUGCCACGGGCAUGUUCGUCAUGCCUGGACUCGCCGACAUGCACGUCCACUUAUACUUUAGCAACAACCCAGCGAGCUUCGCGACGACGGAUAACUCGGUGCUCCCCGCGCUGCUAGCCAACGGCGUGACGACCGUCCAAGACCUCGGCAGCAACUGCGACGCCGUCAAAAACACAGUGCUAAGAAUCGGGCAAAGCCAGCUGCUGGGCCCGCGCAUAUUCACAACGUGCGAGAUGCUCGACGGCGCGGACUCGCAAUUCGAAACGGUCAAGAGGCUGGAAGAUCCCGAAGCAGUGGAAAGCGAGGUCCAGAACCUCAUGGCGCAAGGCGUCAACAAGAUCAAGGUCCACCUGCGCCCGAGCCGGCCCGUGUUUCAAGCCAUAGCAGCAGCGUGCCAAAAGAACAACAUCAUGUUUGGGGGCCACGUCCCCGACUCGAUCGACGCGCGAGAGGCCGUGGACCAGGGGAUGAACUUCAUCGAGCACAUGAGUCGCAUUCCGCCCGACGACGCAAACCUCACCCAGACGAUAGGCGAGAAGCAGCUCUGGGUGACGGGUACGCUCAUCCAAGGGCCGUCGCAGCGCCGCCUCGGCCUGGCCAACAACUUGCGAAUAGCCGGCGCCCGGAUGCUCGCCGGCACCGACACGCCGCAGGGGCGAGGCCUCUGUCCGAACGGCGCCACACACACGGAACUCAAGCUGAUGGUCAAGGCGGGAUUCACGCCGCUGCAGGCGCUUCAAACUGCGACAACUAAUGCGUACGAGUCCUUGAAUAUGCUUUCCCAGCUGGGGGCGAUUGAGCCGGGAAAGAUGGCGGAUAUGGUCUUGCUGAGGGGGAAUCCGGUCGAAAACAUCGACAACAUUGACGCGAUUGCCGGAGUUGUUGUGAAUGGCACACUUCACGACAAUGAGGCGCUUGACAAGAUGCUCAGUGAUGCCGACGUCGUCAACCAGUUGCCAUUUGCGUGUGGUAACAAGAACGCCACAAAGCCUAGGGCUGCUGCAUGUUGCUCGGUCUAG
Messenger RNA from Metarhizium brunneum ARSEF 3297, 1230 nucleotides. RefSeq lists its product as uncharacterized. Lineage: Eukaryota; Fungi; Ascomycota; Sordariomycetes; Hypocreales; Clavicipitaceae. The record is from RefSeq and is a predicted model, not a curated record. Gene Ontology annotation, molecular function: hydrolase activity, acting on carbon-nitrogen (but not peptide) bonds.